AUGGCUGGAAAAGAAUUACCUGGCGAUAUUAUCACGCAACCAACACAAGUCCUAUACUUCAAUGCGCCCUUCGACGACAAGAAGAACAUGCCCGUGCGACUGACCAAUAACGGGACCCGGCGGAUCGUGUGGGCGCUCAAAUGCACCAAUCUAAAAAGGCUAUCCGUUGAUCCGCCGGCCGGUGUACUGGACCCCAAAGAAUCGGUUUCGCUCUGGAUUUCUUGCGAACCCUUUAAUUAUCAACUAGAGAGCACCGAGGGCGACAGGAUAACUGUUGAAUGGACGGACGCCCCACCAGACGCGCCGAAGAAAUUUAACAGAGAAUAUUUUCAAUCAGAUGUUAUAAUAAGAAGGAAGAAUCUACAGAUUGCGUACAACGCGUAA
Messenger RNA from Soboliphyme baturini, 384 nucleotides. NCBI's taxonomy places the organism in Eukaryota, Metazoa, Nematoda, Enoplea, Dioctophymatida, Soboliphymatidae. The record is from the annotation of a GenBank genome assembly.